This is a messenger RNA of Amoebophrya sp. A25, 314 nucleotides long. The record is from the annotation of a GenBank genome assembly. Lineage: Eukaryota; Dinophyceae; Syndiniales; Amoebophryaceae.
GUUGAUGAUAUGCAAUAAUAGAGGACUCAAUGAUAUUGGAAUAGAUUCUGUACUAUAAAUAUGUUAAGGUUAACAAGUACUUCAUCCUUCGGGAACAUCCAUUCCCUCCAUUGUUCACAUCAAUGCACUACAACGUUUUUUGUUAUUCACUACCUCUUUCCGAUUCCAUCAAUAGAGGACGCUGCCAUAGUGAUGAAGGGUCGACGUCGACUCUCUAACCGCUAGAAUAGACAAUGACAAGCAAAUAUGAACUGUGAAAGUUGAACGUGCAAGAAAGUAAACUUUUUUUUUGGGUUGAAGAAUGUAUGCAGCAG